GUCACCCCACUUGGGCAGCGCCGCGAUAAUGAAUGGCCGAGAUCGUCCCCGUCCGCCUCCGCCGAGCGAUGCUCGGCGUGGGGAGAACGUAAUGGCAGCGAUGGCUCUAUGUCCAGAGCGGAGAAGUUUGAGGACGAAAAGAAACGCAUUAUCCAGAGUUGCUACUCGAAGAAAGAUGCCGAUGGAACUUCUAAUGCCUUCACAGUGGUCGAAUCAUAUAUCACACAUGUUCGCAUCGUGGAGGAUGCAGCGCAUCCAUCCGCCCCUGCUCCGCCAGACUCGAAUCCCAAGAACAAGAAACCCCGCGCUAUCAUCGUUUCAGUUCGAAGAUCUGGCCGGGUACGAAUGCACAAAGCCCGUGAAAACAAUGACGGGUCAUUCUCCAUUGGCAAAACUUGGAUGCUCGACGAUCUGUCCGCCAUUCAAUCAUACAGCGCCUUCGUCCCGAAGUCACCGAUUGAGCAAAAGCAUAAGGAAUGGGCAGGAAAUGUUGGCUUCGUCGUUACCGUGGGAAAGCCAUAUUAUUGGCAUGCCCGUACAGCCAAGGAGAAAGAGUUCUUCAUUGGCAGUCUGGUCAAGAUCUUCAAGAAGUACACCGGAGGCAAGGUUCCGGAACUAAUUGGAUUCGAUGAGAGGGAACGACAAUUACUUGCAGCAUCUGGCUCUGCUGCACCUGCAGCGCUACCAGGACGAGGCCCUCCCCCGGGCCUUCCUUCUGGUCCUCCUGCCGGCCCUCCUGCUGGCGCUCCACCAGAGCCGCCAGUACCAGCGCAGUCGGCUUACAGCAGUCGCGACCACAGCCGCGAUGCACCACAAGAUAUUAGACGGAAGCCCUCAGAGGAACCUAUGCUUCGAAGUCAGAAGAGCCGUGAACAGUUGUCCCGCCCGUCCACUGCGUCCAAGCCUGCCCCGUCUCCAUUCAGCACAUCUCCUAUGAAGCAACCAAUUGUGCCUCCACGGCCUGAGCCGAAGAGCCAAGAUGCUUUGUCUACUUUCCUCAAUACCUCAGAGGAAGGUGCAGCACUCACAGCCCAUGCCUCCGAUCCAAGAACAUUGGUCCCGAAGAUCAGUACUGAUGGACUGCGACCUACUACUGCCGGCUCAGCUACUAGCGAUAAUCGUGGCUAUCCUCCUAGCCCUGGAAGUAGUAUUGGACCAAAGUCACCCUAUGGCGAAGGUUUUGAGAAAGGUUCUCCGUUGGACCAGGGACCCCGUCCCUCUCAGGACAGGAUUGGCUCAGACGCCCUGUCUCCUUUGGCAACGAAAACUGAAUACGUCGCAUACUCGCCUGCGAGAGUAGAAAUACCUUCAUCGCCAAUUGUGAUUGAGCCCGAAAUCGCAGCUACCGUCAUUGCAGCUGAAGAGCCACCCAAGGCAGUCGAGGAAGAACCGAAGGCAGCAGCAUCGCAACUAUCGCAACUAUCGCAAGCACCGAAACCACUGCCAACAGAAACACCACUGGCAGAGAAAUCACAGACAGAAGCAACACAAGCGCCAAGCAUCCCUGGCGAGCCAUCUGAGGAAGACGAUGACGCACACCGUCCGGGACUGGGUCCCAUGAUCAAGAAAAAGGCAUCUGCAAAGGAUGUUGCAGGCGCUUUCCGAAAGGCGGCCAAUGCGUAUGGCGGUUUCAAGCCUCGGCCUGGUGGAGCCGGUGAGAGACUUCUUGCCGCAGCGAAGAAACAGCAGGCCGAAGAAGCUGGAUCUGAUGGCGUCACCGGCGUUUUUCCUGCUCCAUCUCUCGCACGACCAGGCAACGAGCCCCCGAAGAGUCCUGUGGACGCAACAUCUCCUCGAGAGCCUCCAGCUAUUGUGCCGUCUACUGCAUCUACCGCUGCUGCCGCCACCACUGCUGCCACGGCAGCAGCACCUCCUGCCCCUAGUGAUCCUACCACUCCAACUGUCGAAAUUACGCAGGCUGCCGUUGAAGAGACCCCAUUGUCUCCGGCUAUUGCUAAGGAAGAGUCGAAUACUUCUUUGACAGACAUUGUAAAGGUGAAAGAUCGCUCACGGACACCGUCUCCGGCAGCACAGGUCCGAAACCGGAGGCGACGCGAGGAUCAUACUAUCAAAUACUGUCAAGCCCUUGGCAUUGAUCCCGGUGUGCUCGAUGGACGCGGCAUCGAGUUUGACGACAUCCUCACUGAUUUGGGAUGGAAUGGCCGUCUAGGGGACGAGCAGAAGAUUGAAGAUCUGGAAGCUGAUAUUCGUCGUGAGAUUGGUCGUGUCGAGGCGACGAGCUGGCUUGGCAACCUCGAACAACAAGAAGGCAAGGUUGAGCAGCUUGCAGUCCUCAUUGACAAGACAAUUGAAGAGUGUGAAGAAAUGGAAGGACUGCUAACUCUUUACUCCCACGAAUUGAAUACUCUGAACGAUGAUGUGGCGUAUAUUGAAACUCGAUCUCAAGGUUUGCAGGUGCAAACGGCAAAUCAAAAACUCCUUCAGACUGAGCUCCAGAAUCUGCUAAAGACAUUGUCAAUCUCGGACAACGAGAUGCGUCCUCUCAAGGAAGCUUCUUUAAGCAAUCCUCAUGCCCUAAGAGACACUGAGACCGCCCUGUCAACGUUAUACAAGGCCAUGCUCAUGAUCGAUGCUGACAUUGGUCAAAAUAAGAAGCGGCAGGCCGAUGCUAGUGUGGGAGUCUACGCCAACACCGAAUUUGGCCAAAUGCGUGCCAUCCAGGAGAAGAAAGAGGAGUACCGCUCUGCCGCCUUGGUAUUCUUGCAGCGGCUGGAGCAACACAUGGCAGUAGCUUUCAAAAUGGCGGACCAAAAAUGGAUCGAUGCGAUUGCAUCUACGAUCAGAGAUCCAAUGAAGCUGGACAGCGCCGCGCGGCAGCAAUUCCGGAGUGAAGUCUGGAUGUACCACCCACUUAUGCUGUUUGCCCGGGAGGUCAGUAUGUCCGAAUGGCAGGCCCUAGUCAACCUCUAUGAACAAACAUCAAAGCCAUCCUACCAGAAUGACUUCCGAGAGAAUAGUACAGCGUGGAAGAAGACCGCCAAGAAGCCAACUGGGGACGAGUCGGAACUUCUCUUCACUCACCAGGAGAAAGAGAAAGAGGGCGAGGGUAUUACCAUGGCGGCCCGCAAGCUCACUGUCCGACGAGGCAAGACUGUUCGCGCCGCAGUUGGCUUCCGAUUGGCUUCCAGUGAAAAGAAACAGGGCAAACUUGAGGCUUGCGAAGCAUUUGCCGGAACCCUGCGUGAGACCUUGAACAUGAUUAGUGAAGAACAGAACUUCGUGGUGGAAUAUUUCCACCUCAACUCUCUGGCCACUGCCGAUUUCUCCGACCUGGUGGCCGCUGCCACUUCCCGAUUGGAAGCGAUCAUGGAUGAAGUCUUUUCUUUCUGGCCAAACGAUCUACAGAGCAGUGUCGAUUGGGCGCUGCAGGCCGACCCUAUGCAAGGAAUCGGAAUUUUAUUCGCCUUGGAGACCGCCAUGGCCGACCUUGAUGAUACCAACCAAGAAUUUAUCAUCCACACUCUACAGAAAGUCCACUCUCGCCUGAUGGGAAUGUUCAAUCGAUUCGUCGAUGAACAGAUUCGCGGGAUUGAGGACACCAAAGUCAAGGUCAACAAGAGAAAGGGUGUCAUCUCCUUUAUCCGUGUGUUUCCCCACUUCUCCGCAGCCAUAGAAAAUAUGCUGGCGAAUGGCGAGUUCUGUGACAUUCGCAUUAGCGUGAACGAGGCGUACGAGCGCAUCAAUCGAGCCAUGUGGGAGUCACUCAAGUUUAUUGCCAAGGAAGCACCCGGCCAACCACCGGGCGUAGCAGCGAGUGCCGGUGACCCCGAAGACAAGGAGGUCUUGAACUACCACAUCCUCCUGAUCGAGAACAUGAACCAUUACCUUGAGGAGGUUCAGGUACACAACCUCCCAGUACUACAGCGGUGGUUUGAUCGGGCACACCACGACUUUGAUGAGCACAUGAAACUCUACCUCGAUGCCGUCAUCCAUCGACCCUUGGGCAAGCUGCUGGACUUUGUGCAGAGCAUCGAAAACCUGCAGGCAAACGGCAAUGCAGCCGACAUUGCAAGCCGGGCCAGCCACUCCCGCAUGGUCGCCAAGAAGGUCCUCUCAUCUUACGACACGAAGGAAAUCAAGCGUGGCGUCGACAUGCUCAAGAAGCGUGUCGAGAAGCACUUUGGUGAUGCUGAUGACCCGGGCCUCAGUCGCAGCCUGGUGAUCAAGGUUCUCCGGGAAUGUGAGAUCCGCUACGAAGAGGCAUAUGACCGCACGCGACGGAUCAUCGACACGGUGUACGAUGGACAAUUGGAGCUGGAAUGGCGCAAGGAAGACGCCCUGGCAAUGUUCCGGAAAUGA
Messenger RNA from Penicillium maclennaniae, 4320 nucleotides. Its product is annotated as GTP-Rho binding exocyst subunit SEC3. The transcript has 4 exons. The record is from RefSeq and is a predicted model, not a curated record. Gene Ontology annotation, cellular component: plasma membrane; exocyst. Gene Ontology annotation, biological process: exocytosis; Golgi to plasma membrane transport. Lineage: Eukaryota; Fungi; Ascomycota; Eurotiomycetes; Eurotiales; Aspergillaceae. The annotation marks the transcript as partial. Gene Ontology annotation, molecular function: phosphatidylinositol-4,5-bisphosphate binding.